AUGUUGCACGAACUGCUGGUCAAGGCGGUCUGCGCUGGGCGCGAACCGCUUCAAUGGAAAGCUGGUCGAGCUGUUCCCCUCUACAAGAAAGGUGCGAUCUCCAACCCCGACAACUAUAGAUCGAUCUUUCUUUUUGAUUCCAUCGCCAAAUUGCAUCACAAUUUGUUACGUGAUAGACUGUAUGCCACCUAUGAGAAAGUCGCCAGUAAGGCAUGCUUCGGGGGUCGUAAAGGGUGCGGCACAGACAUGGGGCAUUAUAUGCUGCAGUCGUUAUUGAGCCUCUCUGAGUACGCCGCCGUUUCGGCCGCCUUUGUCUUUUUAGACUUGCAUGCAGCCUUUUACAGUGUUAUUCGCCAGGGAUUGUUUGGACAGCCCCUGCACGAUGAAUACCUCUGUAUGUUCCUGGCGAGGCAAGGCAUCUCACCACAGGAGCUCGAUGAGUGGGAAAAGCAAGCCCAGCUGGACUAUGCCUUACAGGGUCAAAGCCAAUUAGUGCAGAAUUGGGCGCAAGAUGCAUUCAAGAAUGCUCAUUUCUCCAUGAAGGGGCUCAAGUCCCUGGCUCUGACCAGUCGGGGAACAAGGCCAGGAGACCCAAUAGGAGACAUCUGCUUCAACAUUAUCAUGCAGAAGGUCUUAGCCGAAGUUCGUCAGCGGGUCAGCAAUUGGGGUUGCGCUGACUUGUUGGAGCAGCCGGUGCAAGAAGUCCUUGGACAGGAUUUGCCUGGGUUCCUGGAUGUGUCCUUUUUCGACGAUGUAGCGUUUGGCAUCCUCCAUGCGUCGCAUGAGAGACUCAUUGCUGCAGCCGCAGUAGUGCUCUCUGCACUUUGUGAUUCGGCACGUACUCGAGGAUUGCAGGUGAAUUUCCAGGCAGAAAAAAUUGAGCUCAUGCUGGUCCUUAAGGGUCGUGGGGAAUAUCAUGAGCGCGCUAGGUUGAUGGCGCAUCUCUAUUAUUCCAGGGAUUGCGCUGACAAGCUUGAAGCCCUUUUUGAGCCACUGCCGUUAGCGUUGGUUGAAGAGCUCGACCAAAUUGACCGAGACAAAGCCGCUGAUUUGAAGCUGCAGGGUUGGAGCCUGAAGAAGGCGCAUUUGCCAGCCUGUAGGGUUCCCUUUGUUCAGCUCCCUCCCUCCGACAGCCCGGAAGCUCGGGCCAUUCGAGCAGCUUGCAGUAGCGGUGAGCCAGCUGUCAAGCCCUGGUAUCAUGUGGGAGGGACCUUGGUGAGGCAAGAAGAGCAGCAGCUGGCUGAGCCUAGCCUUGCUGUUGAGAAAAUCGUUUCUGGGCAAGCUAAAGGGCACCAAGUUGGAGCAGGGGGAGCUUUUGCUGCAACGUCCUUGUCUGUUUGGUAUGCUAGAGUUGCUGUCCGAUGCAAAAUUUUUGUUCACCUUUUUUCAGGGCAUCGCAGAGCCACAGACUUGCAGCACCAGAUCGAGCAUCACAAGUGGGUCGGCACAGUGCAGUGCUUUUGUUUGAGCAUAGAUCUGUGUUUGCAGGGUUCUGCAGGCGACUUACUUGACCGCGAGCGCAUCGAGUGGUGGCGUGUCCGCAUCCUAGCUGGCCAAGUUUGCGGAGUAGGGGGGGCCCCCCUGCGAGACCUGGUCAGUUGCGCGUUGGAUGGGCGGGGGCCCCCCCCGCUGCGGGACAAAAAUAUACCUUGGGGUCUGCCUUGGAUCUCGAGGAGGCAGCGCGAACAAGUGAUGGUAGGCACCGGCUUGCUUCAGGUGGCCAUCGAGCUGCUGCUUCUUUGUACCUAUGUUGGAGGUUGCGGGUUCUUGGAGCACCCGGAGUACCCGAGGUGGAUGAAGGGCACGCCGUGCCCUUCGAUUUGGACGCUGGAAGUGAUGCAGGUGCUGGCAUCUUGCGAGGCAGUCAACGUUGUGUCCUUCGAUCAAUGCAUCUAUGGGGCAGGAGGGGUUAAGCCUACAACGCUCCUCCUGGUGCGGCUCCCUUUUUUCCGCGAGAUCACACUGCAAACUGGGCUACAUGGCCGAUGUCAUCAUGGUCCAGGAGCUCAUGUGAGCCUUGUGGGGCGAGAGGGGGCUAGUUUCCGCACAGCGCGUGCGAAAGUCUACCCAGCCGGUUUGAACAUCGCGCUGGCUGAAGCGUUCCACUCAUAUGUGGCGAGGUUGAAUCCGGUCCAGUGCGAUCGCGAAUUGCCUCGCGAGUUUCAUGACCUCCACGAAGUGGGGGCCGUUGAGGAGCCGGCUGUUGUUCAGCCGGACUACCAUAGCAGAUAG
Messenger RNA from Durusdinium trenchii, 2232 nucleotides. Lineage: Eukaryota; Dinophyceae; Suessiales; Symbiodiniaceae. The record is from the annotation of a GenBank genome assembly.